Molecule: messenger RNA, 2508 nt
Organism: Symbiodinium pilosum
Lineage: Eukaryota; Dinophyceae; Suessiales; Symbiodiniaceae
Source: the annotation of a GenBank genome assembly
AUGCUCUUGUUGGGUAAGCCAUGCGAAGAUGAGAAUGCGCAAGUAGCGCGUGCAGCUGUGGAGGCCACGCGAUGCACUGCGCAGGGCAGCGGAUUUCGCUUCCCAAACUCACGUCGAAACGCUGUGUCUGCUCCUGGCACAAGUAUACCAAAUGUGCCAAGUAUGCCUGCUGCCACGAAAGCCAGCGUGAAGCCAGACGAGGCUGCCGUCAUGAAGUUGAUGCAGCAAGUCGCGCCCGCUGCAGUUGAGUCGUGGGACACGGAUCAGGAUUGGGAUUACGCUGAUGCCGCGGAAUGGGAAGAUAACCUGCUCAUACCGCCAGAACCUUCUGCUCCGACCCUGAUGCGAUCCGCGGCGGCGCAAGCCGUGCACAACGCUCCCCAGCCUGUGCUUCCUGCACCCAAAGCAGGGUCGAGCCUCGGAGAUAAGUCUGCAGCCACCAAGCCAUAUCCUGCAAAGAGUACUGAAGAUCCACGUCUCCCCUCAGUUGGCGUUGCGAAGCAAGUUGAAGGCAAUGACUCUCAGCAUCUAAAUUGCCAGGGCUCGCAGUCCAGUCGAUGGAACUACGUGCAGUCUUUGUCGAGCUACAGCUUACGGAACAGGACGCGUUUCUCUGCAAACAAAGUUGUUGGGCGUACUCCCUUGAUGCAAGCAGCAAUGGCUGGCCUCGUCUCUGAUGUGGAAGAGCUUUUGGCAAGCAGCCGCAUUGAUCUACAGGAUGACAUGGGCAUGACCGCGCUCAUGUGGGCUGCCUGCUCCGCAGUAUAUCCGCCCUCAAACUCUCAGAACUUUGCCGCAGUAGUGAAGUUGCUGCUUGAUGCCAAAGCAUCUGUGAACAUGGAGGACGACAAUGGAGUCACAGCCAUAAUGCACACUUUUUCUAAUGGCCUGGACAUUAUCAACAAUCCCCUUCAAGAGCACGAAGUGGAAGAGUCCAAACUGCAGACCUUCAAGCUGCUUCUGGAAAGAAGCCGCGGCCUCAAGAUUAGAGCAGACGUAAACCACAGCUCCGCGGACGGUCUCACACCUCUGAUGCUCACUGCGGCUUCUGGGAGCACGACGGCGCUGCAGGUACUUCUCGGGGCUCGUGCCAACCUGGAGGUCAAGGAUCAGCAUGGAUGGACAGCGCUUCUUUGGGCAGCGAGCGAAGGUCGUUUGGACAUGAUCCGCUGUCUCUGUCGGGCUGGAGCGAAAGUUGCACCACAAGAGCGUGAGGUGUGGGAAGAGGCCCUGCGAGAGGUGACGAUGGAGCAAACUGUCCAGUCGCAGAAAGCAUUCGCAAUUCGAGCAUGCAUCUCUGAGUUAGAGCCUGCUUCCAACUGCAAGCCGUGUCAGAAGAAUGUUCUGAUGAAAGUGCGAAAAGAGGGCACAAAUCGAGAUGAGUCUGUGGAGACUGCAGAGGAACGCGGCAACGAAUUGGAGAACUUGUGUUGCAGCAUCGCAGGGGAGGACGAAAGUGCAAGCUUGGCAGCCGUCUUGGCCUGGUUGGAACAGCGUGGUGUCCGAUGGGGUCUUCAUCAGCGCUGGAUCUUUGCACGUUUUUUUGAGGCAGCGAAGGCUGUUUCACCGCCACUGCCGCCACUGCGGAAGGAAGGGGCCAAGGUGUUAGAGGCGGGCGAGGAGUCUGAGCUGAUGGCUUUAUUUCAGCUUCGGAUCAAGAAGAAGACCUUGGCUGCCUUCAUGAACAUGCCAAAGUUGCCAGAGGAGCAUCAGGAACUUCAGUCAUUCUUGGGUCAUCUGCGGCAUUUGGCAGCCGACCUCCGAAUGGGGAUGUCGAUCCAACGCCUGGAGCAAGAGGUCAAGUCUCAAUCAGCUGAGCUCGAGAUGCUGAAGGGAAGAUUGGAGGUGAUGGAGUCGAGCCUUCCAAGCGCCUGGUCGCCGCCAGUCACCACAUGGCAGGAGCUACUUGGCAGCCAGCCUCCGCAUCUCUCACCAGAGGCGCUGAUUCCGAUCGUCCACAGGAGGCUUGCGGACGCCAGGACAAAGGCGAUGCAGCGCUCGGAGCAAGCAGCGCUUGCUGCAGAGGCCUUGAAGGCCAGCACUGAUGACAAGUCGAGACAAGUUGUCUGGGCAGAGUCGCAGGCUGCGGCCAAAGAAGCCGAAGCUGAAGUUCUUCAGGCAGAGCUGCAGGAGCAGGCCUUACACCUCCAAGACUUGGAGACGGAGCGGGCUCGAGGCAGAAAGAGAGCCAGCGUGCACCAGAUGUUUGCAGCAGAGGAGGCAACAAGACAAGCAGAUGCGCUUGCGCUCCAAAAAAGUGCUGCAAAGGUGCAGCGUGUUUGGAGACAACGACAAGAGAUGGCGCAGCGGCGGAUCCGAGCAGUGCUGCUCGUACAAUUCUAUGUCCGCCGCUGGCGCCGCAAGCGGCAACUGGCCGCCCGAAAGAUCCAGACUCGCUGGUUUGGCCUGAAGCGAAUGCCGCAGAAAGUGCAAGGUGCGGUGAGAAGCGGUGUCUCACUGCUAGGAAGAGGAAUUCAAGCAGCCGUUGGAAGACAAAUGCCACUUUGA